AUGUCUCCCCCACUCUACAGCGAUAUCUCCAGAAAUAUUAACGAUCUAUUAAACAAGGAUUUCUAUCAUGCUACUCCUGCUGCUUUUGAUGUGCAAACAACUACCGCCAAUGGCAUUAAAUUCUCAUUGAAAGCUAGACAACCAGUUAAGGACGGUCCAUUGUCCACUAAUGUGGAAGCUAAGUUGAACGACAAGCAAACCGGCUUGGGCUUGACUCAAGGCUGGUCUAACACGAAUAACUUGAAAACCAAGUUAGAGUUUGCCAACUUGACUCCUGGUUUAAAGAAUGAAUUGAUUACUUCCUUGACUCCAGGCGUGGCCAAGUCAGCAGUGCUGAAUACUACCUUCACACAGCCUUUCUUCACCGCAAGAGGUGCCUUCGACUUGUGUUUGAAGUCUCCAACUUUUGUUGGUGAUCUAACUAUGGCCCACGAAGGAGUUGUUGGUGGUGCUGAGUUUGGUUACGAUAUCAGUGCUGGUUCCAUCUCUCGUUAUGCAAUGGCUCUAAGUUACUUUGCCAAGGACUACUCCUUGGGCGCUACUUUGAACAACGAGCAAAUAACUACAGUGGACUUUUUCCAAAACGUCAAUGCUUUUCUACAAGUGGGUGCCAAAGCCACCAUGAACUGCAAAUUACCUAACUCCAAUGUCAACAUUGAAUUUGCCACUAGAUACUUGCCCGAUGCAUCUUCCCAAGUCAAGGCCAAGGUAUCCGAUUCUGGUAUUGUAACUUUGGCUUACAAGCAAUUGUUGAGACCUGGUGUCACUUUGGGUGUCGGUUCCUCUUUCGACGCUUUGAAGUUAUCUGAGCCGGUUCACAAGCUAGGGUGGUCUUUAUCCUUCGACGCUUGA
Molecule: messenger RNA, 852 nt
Organism: Saccharomyces mikatae IFO 1815
Lineage: Eukaryota; Fungi; Ascomycota; Saccharomycetes; Saccharomycetales; Saccharomycetaceae
Gene: POR1
Product: porin POR1
Exons: 1
Coding region: 1-852 (283 amino acids)
Biological process (GO): monoatomic anion transmembrane transport
Cellular component (GO): mitochondrial outer membrane
Molecular function (GO): voltage-gated monoatomic anion channel activity
Source: RefSeq, a predicted model, not a curated record